Chelmon rostratus (copperband butterflyfish) is the source of this 1574-nucleotide messenger RNA. It is a transcript of the gene nicol1, whose product is annotated as chromosome 23 C4orf48 homolog. The record is from RefSeq and is a predicted model, not a curated record. NCBI's taxonomy places the organism in Eukaryota, Metazoa, Chordata, Actinopteri, Chaetodontiformes, Chaetodontidae. The transcript has 4 exons. The coding region runs from base 244 to 516 and encodes 90 amino acids.
ACGGAAAUACUGGAAGUAAAAGUGUAAGGUCCGUCAAAAUCGCAGGCAUUUUUCAAGGGCUUUAUUUUGAAUGUUGUCACCGGAAGUCCUGAUCCUUGUCCCCAAAGCCAAAUUUUAUGUGCCACGCGCAUGCGCACUCGCUAAAUCCACAUUAAACAAUCCCGAGGUGGGCAUCUUGCGCUGAUCUGGUGUUCUGCAAAAUAUCGAGUGAUUCGAGAGGUAACUGAUCACAUCAUCAUCAGUAUGGCAUCCAGCGGCUAUGUGCAGGCAGCGGUGCUCCUUCUGGCGGUCCAGCUCCUCUGUCUCGGUGCAGCUGAUGCGGAUCAGGAGAGUGGGACUGUCAUCCCUGCCGAAAGUCGCCCAUGUGUGGAUUGUCACGCAUUUGAGUUCAUGCAGAGGGCACUGCAAGAUCUAAAGAAGACCGCUUUCAACCUUGAUGCCAGGACGGAGACGCUGGUGCUGAGGGCCGAGAGGAGGGCCCUGUGUGACUGUAUGCCCACCAACUCGCUGCGCUGAGAACGCCCGAGGACACUUCCGCCCGCCAUCACACCCCCGACAACAACCCUGUUCUGAAACCUCCGCUCAUGCACAGCGAUUGUCAUCUUAUUAACACAACAGGCACUUUAUUUUCUUUUCUCUCACGUCACUGCUGAGUGAAGCUUUCAUUUGAACCCAUGCAUCAUUCGGGAAGGUCUUGUUUUAGCUUAACUGGGGCGACUUUUAUACCACGGACGUUUUACAUUGUGAAACUAGUUUGAUUGUCUCCAUCGUCACAGGGUUUGGGUCAGCUCUCAUUUGUCUCCUACGAAGCAUAAACUAUUUUUUGUACUUUUUAGUAUUUGACUGUAUAAUGUAGAUACAGUAGAAUGCAUCGGUAAAUUCACUCGUUGAAUGUGUUGUAUGAGAUUAAUGUUUACGACGAUUAUACACAUUAAACUGUAGCAUCAUGUGAAAUUUAUUUAACUGCUCAAGUUUAAUAACAGUUUAUAAUUAGUUCAUUAAAUGACCGUUAGGAAUCGUGAAGAUUUCGCCGAUUAGAAUGAAUUGAUGCUUCUUUUGCAGGAAAAAAAAGUUUGGUUAACUUAUUAAAGAUAUUUUUCUUUGUAACAACCAAGUUUUUUUCUUAAGAAAUAGCAGACAGAAGUGUGUCAUUUUAGCAGAUUUCCAACAAUAUUUUCAGACUUCUUUUUGUUUGUUUUUUAGGCGGAAAAAGCGUACUUGUAGGUCUUGAUUUAGCACAGCACUGUAGCAUGAAUUUACAGCACUUUUUUUGUUAACCUACUGUUGAUAUAGAUUGUAUGUAUAGAUUCUGUAUAUGUACACGGGUAUGUGUAACGGAGGUGUCGACAGACUUUGUCUUCUACGUCUGACGAAGGUGUAUGCAAGAAUGGUGACGAACACCAGAGUUUAAAAAUGAACCGCAAUAUCAGCAACGGAAGGGAGGUCGGAUAGAGGAGUGCUCGCUGCAGCAGGGGACUUAGAGAUAGAAAUAAUAAAUGUCUUAUUGUUGCUUGUUCAUGAACUGUGUACUUUGUUAAUAUUAUGUCACAAGACGCCCAUUUAUUGUCUUAAUG